Messenger RNA from Nylanderia fulva, 1485 nucleotides. Its product is annotated as zinc finger HIT domain-containing protein 2. The record is from RefSeq and is a predicted model, not a curated record. NCBI's taxonomy places the organism in Eukaryota, Metazoa, Arthropoda, Insecta, Hymenoptera, Formicidae.
CUCUUUUAUCGAUGAAAGUUUUUUCUUCACAAAAUUACAGUAUUAAAAGAAAAGAGAAAAGAAGAGAGACAAUUUCGGAACAAAGUGCUGAAUGAGAGACCGACGGCUGUUGGGUUCGGAAUGACUCAUCGCGCUACCUUCGGUUUGCUUUUAUUGCAGCUCGCUCGAGAGCGCCAAUGGAAACUCGCACGUGGAUCAGCUGACUGUCAAAGUACUGUCAAUAAAUGAUCGGAUUACGCGCUAACUCGACAGGCUAGACAGGAUAGAGAUAACGCAGCAUUUUUUUCUUACCGUGUAGAUACUGCGUAGUAUUUUGCGAAAAUGAUGGAAUCUCCUGGUCCAAGUUCAGCUGCUAAUAUUUGUGAAUUAUGUAACAAACGUACACGUUUGUAUACCUGUCCAAGAUGCAACAUAGGUUAUUGUGGGACCGAAUGUUAUAAAUCAGAUGCGCACACAGAUUGUUCAGAGAGUUUUUACAAGCAGUGCGUCGAGGACGAGUUAAAAUCUCAGGAAAAUGAUCCAGCUGUUAGGCAGAAGAUGAUAGAAAUUCUUAAAAGAGUACAUGAAGCAGAUAUUGAAGAUGAUGUUUUAAAAGAUUUUGAUGAGAGCAGUAUUGAUGACGAGAACUGUCCACUGGAUUCAGAUGAUGAGCAAGAGCUUCUCGAUUUAGAAAGCAGAUUGGAGAAUGUUAAUUUUGAAGAUCCAAAUGAAUUAUGGUCAGCCUUGUCAGAUGCAGAAAAACAAGAAUUUGAAGCGUUAUUAAAGAAUGGAGAAGCAGAAAAAUUGUUGCCCAAAUGGAUACCAUGGUGGACUCAUCGUGUUGAAAAAGAAUUAAUUCAACCCAUUGAAAAGGAUACUAUGGAUGAUUAUAAGAAUUUAAAAUAUCCUAGUUUAAUAGAUGUACCAUUAUUUAGUGAAUUGCAGAAAGCAUCUCCUUAUGUAUAUUUUAAUGUGACAAAUGUGAUAUAUGCUUAUGCAUAUACAGCUCUCUAUUAUAUUGGAGAUUAUCUAAAUUGCGCCGAAGAUGCUGCAAAUGUUUUUCUGAUUGUAUGUGCAAAUAUAAAAAACAAUGAAGUUUUCAAAGACGUAGAUUCAGCAAUUGAAUCUGUUAUAAGAAAUGUCAAAAGUGUUGACUGGUUACCACAAAAUGAAGAGUGUUUGGCAGCACUAAGAGAAGCAGGCGCUUCGAUCUUGCAGGGACCAGGUCCUGAAAUGAAAACCCUUUAUAUAUCCGUAUCACUAUCGGAACUUCAUAGAUUACUAACAGCAGCCAAGAAAGAAAUUUCAAUGCAUAAAAGUACAAAGAGCAAUCAGGAAUUCACAAAGAGGUUUCCACAUAGAUGUGAGAGUGACAUUAAUCUCUCGAAAAAAAAUAUACUUUUGUACUUAAAAAAAUUAGAAUACUAUCUAUCAUGGGUGAAAAAUUAUGGAACAAAACUUGUGUAAAUAUAAUUAAAUAUUGUUUUAUUAUUUAUUAAAACUAUA